Camellia sinensis is the source of this 995-nucleotide messenger RNA. NCBI's taxonomy places the organism in Eukaryota, Viridiplantae, Streptophyta, Magnoliopsida, Ericales, Theaceae. The record is from RefSeq and is a predicted model, not a curated record.
AUGGUGGUGUUUGCUAAUACUGUAAUAAAUGCAGUUAACUUAUUCAACUGCGGAGGCGUAGUAGUCGGUUUAUGCAUCUCACACAAGAUUGCUGAUGGGUGCACCCUGAGCACAUUCAUCAAAGGGUGGGCUGCCACUGCACGCGACAAGCCUAGUUUGGUGUGUCCAAGUUUCGUCUCAGCAACUUUGUCCCCACCAAGAGAGCCAAUCGGUUUCAAGCACGUAGGUCGAAUUCUAGAAGCAGGACUUGUUACUAGAAGAUUGGUUUUCAGUGCCUUAACAAUAGCUGCUCUAAAAUUUGAAGUUGUACCCUAUUUGGCCGGCAUACAACCUACCCGAGUGGAGGUGGUAACAGCACUAAUAUGGAAGAAGUACGGUUCCAUUGCAAGCACAUCAAUGGCGUUUCAUCCAGUGAAUAUAAGGAAAAGGAUGGUCCCAGCAUUGCCAGAACAUUGUUUUGGCAAUCUCUUUUUGAUGGCGAAUGCAGUUUCGAAUGGCGAAAUAAAUUUGGCUACCUUGGUGACUAAGCUGAGGGUUGCAAUUGAAAAAAUUGAUUGUGAUUAUGUAAAAGAAAGACAAGGGGAUGAUGGUUUUGAAGUGGUCAUGAAUGAUUUGAAGAAAAUAGGUGAACUGGUUUCCAAAGGGAAAGUGCAGGUGUUGAGGUUCAGUAGUUGGUGUGGGUUUCCAAUCUAUGAAGCAGAUUUUGGGUAGGGAAAGCCCAGUUGGGUGAGUAUUGCUACCAUGGACACUAAGAACUCUAUCAUCAUUAUGGAUUCUAAAUAUCCUGGUGGAGUAGAGGCAUGGGUGACUGUGCAUGAACAAGAUAUGGCUAUACUUGAUCAAUUAGAAACCUUCAUUUCAUCAUUUCUAACUUCUUAAAUUAGGGAUUUCAGUUAAUGUUUGUCUUCCAAUAAUGUCUUGGAUGCCAAUUUAAGGUUAUGCUUGAAUCUUAUAUUUGGAGAGAGAUUUUUAAGUGAAAAGUGGAUGAAGUAGUA